Puccinia triticina is the source of this 1314-nucleotide messenger RNA. RefSeq lists its product as uncharacterized. The record is from RefSeq and is a predicted model, not a curated record. Bases 1 to 1314 code for a protein of 437 amino acids. The transcript is spliced from 2 exons. NCBI's taxonomy places the organism in Eukaryota, Fungi, Basidiomycota, Pucciniomycetes, Pucciniales, Pucciniaceae.
AUGCUCCCUUCGGCCCCGAUAGAUAAAGACCAAGACACCAAGAAUGAUAGUCCUGGGCGUGACGAUUCGGCUUGUCAUAUCAUAACCUCGUACACUCUCUCCACUGCAGUCUACUAUCGGCCUGUCCCUCAACCCACCCCAGUGCACACAUUCAUCCUCACCCCAGGAGCCAACCAACCUGGACCGGCGCCAAGUCAAGAAACACCUCAUCCCCCGACCCUGCGGAAACGGAAUCCUUGGCCAGAUGGUCCGAGUCAGGAUUCCUCGGCGGAUACCAACAAACUCAAAGUACGACCCGGGUCCGGCUCUUUCCCAUGGAAAGAUGUCUACGCCGUGCCACAUAUCACCUCUUUGGGAAAUUGCCCCACCACGACCUCUCUACCUACACCCCCAACUCCCCCAAGCCCCAACUCACAUCCUACAUCCGACCAUGACCUCAACGCCGCCCAUAAAGUCAACAUCCACCUGGCAAUACUCGUAGGCGGACUCACCGUUGGAAUCAUCGUCAUCACUAUCCUGAUAGCGGUGGCUGGUUGUAUAAUUUACACCAGACGAAGGAAAAGGCGGUCCAACGCGGGCAAUCAGCUAUCGGACGUUGACGACACUCUCACCUGCCAGAGCAAUAACACAGCCGGAACCUCCCGGACAACUAUGUCUGAACGUCAGCUUCGAUGCCAAACUGGAUGGCAAAUGAAAGAAUUCAUGCAUCAGGGAUUGCACUCGUCCUUCAGCUCUUCCGCCCUAUCCCCAUCCUCUUGCGACAAGGUCGAAAUAUUAGCUCGCUCGGGAACCUCAUCAGACCCGUUCAAUGAUCGAGCCAUUCCCUGGGGUAGAUCGACACAUCCAGUCAUUUAUGGCAAUCACUCGGAAUCUCUUUCUGAUACCUGCUCAACAGAUGCCCCAUCGUAUUUCCCUGGAGACGACAUACGAUACACCAAUAUGCCGCUGGGUAGCACGACCGCGUUGACCGAAGUGAGCUGUGCAGCAACGAUCGAUAGCAAUUCAAAUAGUGUUUGCCCCACCCGCCUGCAUAUCCCUACCUCCUCCCAGCCUUCGGAUUCCACCACCAGCCCCAUUGUCACCGCGAACUUGAGCUCGCUGAUCAAGCAUAAGGCAUUUGUGUCAUCGAUGAUGAGCGAACCAAUUUCUUUACAAUCAAUUCAAUCCGAUUCCCUCCAACCGCCACACCUAUCACCACCCGAGCCUGUACUUACGUCAAAGAGUAGGCCGCAAAGUUCGCAAAGUUUUGCCGACUCGGUAUUAUCGGAUUCGACCCAUGAAUCUAUGUAUUGGAUCAAUCGGCCUAAGUCAUAG